AUGGCAGUCGCUGUGCGCGCUUCGCGGAGAGGAGCCGCGGAGGUCCCAAGGCGGCUGCUGCCAUCGCAUCGCCAUGCGACAGCUGCCGUGUCGGCGGCCUUAGCGCUUUUGCCCACAGCUCCUGGCCGCCCGUUCUUCUCGCUCCCCGCCUGCCCCACCCAAUCAACGUCCGCCAUCUGUCCUUCAGCCGCGUCGCCUUCAGCCGCCGCGUCCCCCGCCGUGCCGUCCAGCCCCGCCAGCCCCGCCAGUUCCGCCAGGCGCGUGCCGUUCUCCCCCGUCCCCCGCGUGGCCGCGAUUGGCGGCGACGUGGACGUGCACGGCGCGGCGUUCCGACUGCGAGAGAAGGCGAUGGAGCGAUUGCUGGGCGAGCUGCGACAGGCGACGGACACGGUGCUACAGGGGGGUGGUCCCAAGGCAGUGCAGCGGCAGCACAGCCGCGGCAAGCUGCUGCCACGCGAGCGAAUCGACCGCCUGCUCGACCCCGCCUCGCCCUUCCUCGAACUCUCCCAGCUGGCGGGCAUGGGCAUGUAUGGAGAGGAGGAGGUGCCGGGGGGGGGCAUCGUGACAGGGCUAGGGCGCGUGGGCGGGCGGGUGAGUGUUAUAGUGGCGAACGACGCUACAGUGAAGGGCGGCACGUACUACCCCAUCACAGUCAAGAAGCACCUCAGGGCGCAGGAGAUCGCUGCUCAGUGCCGCCUGCCCUGCAUCUACCUCGUUGACAGUGGAGGCGCCAACCUGCCACGGCAGGCGCAUGUGUUUCCCGACCGCGACCACUUCGGGCGCAUCUUCUUCAACCAGGCGCGCAUGUCACGGGACGGCAUACCGCAGAUCGCAGUGGUGAUGGGCAGCUGCACGGCAGGGGGCGCGUAUGUGCCGGCCAUGGCGGACGAGAGCAUCAUCGUGCACCGCCAGGGCACCAUCUUCCUGGGGGGGCCGCCGCUUGUCAAGGCGGCCACGGGGGAGGAGGUGACAGCAGAGGCGUUGGGGGGAGGUGCGGUGCACAGCAGAGUGUCGGGGGUGACGGACCACCUGGCCCGCGACGAGCUGCACGCCCUGGCCAUCGCCAGGCGCAUUCUCGCCUCGCUGCCCUCCUCCCACCCCGCCUUGUCCGCCGCCUCACCAGCGCCCCUCUCCCCCCGUGCGUGGGAGGAGCCGCUCUUCCCUGCGGAGCAGCUCAGGGGGCUGGCGCCCAUAGUGGGGGGGGAGGGGCGCAAGGGGGAGGGCGAGGGGGGGGAGGAGGAGGGGGCGGCGGAGGCGAGGGGGGUGGACAUGCGGGAGGUGAUAGCGCGGAUGGUGGAUGGCAGCCAGUUCGACGAGUUCAAGCGCCUCUAUGGCUCCUCACUGGUGUGUGGGUUUGCGCGCGUGCAGGGGAGGGAGGUGGGGGUGGUGGCGAACAACGGCGUGCUGGUGGUGGACGCGGCGCUCAAGGCCGCCCACUUCGUGCAGCUCUGUGACCACCGCCGCAUACCACUGCUCUUCCUUCACAACAUCUCGGGGUUCAUGGUGGGGCGGGCAGCAGAGAGUGCGGGCAUAGCCAAGGCAGGAGCCAAGAUGGUCAUGGCUGUCGCAUGUGCACAGGUGCCCAAGAUAUCGCUGGUGGUGGGCGGCAGCUUUGGGGCGGGCAACUACGGCAUGUGUGGCCGCGCCUACUCGCCCAACUUCCUCUUCCUCUGGCCCUCCGCGCGCAUCUCAGUCAUGGGCGGCCAACAGGCGGCAGGGGUGUUGGCGCAAGUGGAGAAGGACAAGCGAGCACGAGAUGGCACUCCGUGGGGCGAGGAGGAGCAGCGGGCAUUCAAGCAGGGCAUAGCGCAGCGGUACGACAGCGAGGGGUCGGCAUUCUUCUCCACGGCGCGCCUGUGGGAUGACGGCAUCAUCGACCCCGCCCACUCCCGCACCGUGCUCUCCCUCGCCCUCGCUGCCACCGAAGCUGGCAUGCCCGCUGCACACGCGCCUGCGGAGACUGGUCCCAGAUAUGGAGUGUUUCGGAUGUGA
Molecule: messenger RNA, 1992 nt
Organism: Closterium sp. Naga37s-1
Lineage: Eukaryota; Viridiplantae; Streptophyta; Zygnematophyceae; Desmidiales; Closteriaceae
Source: the annotation of a GenBank genome assembly